AUGUCGGAAUCCUCACUUCCUCCACCCUCCAAAGCGCCAGCAGGAGCUCCCAAAGGACCCAAAAAGCUUCGCUUCUCUACCAUGCCACCGCGCUCGUACCUCCAGCCUACACCAAGUCCCUGGACUAGGAAUCGUGCGCCUUCGCCUGCAAAUCAGCGUCAGAGCAGCAGCCCCCUCGUUCACAGUCCCCUUCAGAAGUCGUUCGAGCCCGACAUGUCGAAAUCCGAGCCCAGCUCACCACAGAGUAUGACGACUCAAGAGACACCCUCACGCCGCUCUCGUCUCGGCGGACACGCCGCUGGUCCACGAGGCGAGUCCCGCUCCUCGUCCGUUCCUAUGGUCAUUCGCACUCCACAAGGUGCUGAAGACGAAAGUGACGGCCCCGGUCAAGACUCCCUGCGCUCGAGAAGCGGACCUGCCUCCCGCGCAACCUCACCAAUGCCAUCGCCAGUGGGAAAUCAAAACGACCAGGAUCGUCGCUCCGUCAAACAUUUGACUUGCUUCUGGUGGUGGGAGAAAGGUGAAUGCAAAUACUCGGAUGACGAAUGCCUCUACGCACAUUAUGACACAGGUCACUACACGGCUGCACCUCGCCAGGUCGUUCCAGGUGAACCGGCAAAGGCAGGCAAGUCGCUUGAACGCGCUCUCACCAAACUUGCUCUCACCAACCGCUCAUCGGCUUCACUGGCUUCACUGGGCACCUUCAAUGGUAACACCACCGAGCGCGACAACCUCAGUGUGGGCAGCGGAGCACUCUCCAGACCAGAGACUCCUUUCUCCUCUCGCAGCCGUCCUGGGACACCAUCGCCUCGUGGCAGUGUCGAUUUUGGCUACGCUGCCCAGCUCCGAAACGACAAUGACUUCCUCCGCGGCCUCGUUCAGCAGACUCAACGUGAAAAACGUGCCUUGAUGGACACGAUCGAAGGACUCCAGAGCGAGAAGUCUCAGUUGACAGCGCAGCUGGGCAACAUGAAAGAGGAGCGCACCACCUUGCUUGAAGAACGCGAAGCGCUCCAAGCGACCAUCAAGACGAUGCAAUUUCCUACCGGUGUCAAUCCUUACACUCAGCAAAGUCUGGCGGUUCCUGCACGAUCUCCAAACACUGGCAUAUUCCCAGCUCAGAACCCAUGGGGUCCAAUUGGCAGCAGUCGAGGCAAUGGUUCCAGCCGUCCAAAUACUCCUGCUGGCACUCCCGCCGCUACUCCGAGCCCGCAACUUCGCAGUUUCACAUACCCGGCUAUUGGUAGCUUCGGUCCCGUCGGCAGCGUUCCCAGCCCCAAUGGGUUGGGCAUAAAUGGCAUGAACGAUUUCCCUCCCUCGACCCUAAAUCCAAGUGCCGCUUCUUACGGAUCUGGUAUACGAAUGCCAGCCCAAGUGAGCGCAGCCACUGCAACUCAGCCUGAGAACGAUUUCGGCGGCAACGGCGCAGACGGAGAAAGACUUCAGAACGUGUUGCGACACUUGGGUCCGAGUUUUUAG
Cladophialophora carrionii CBS 160.54 is the source of this 1479-nucleotide messenger RNA. RefSeq lists its product as uncharacterized. Bases 1 to 1479 code for a protein of 492 amino acids. The transcript is spliced from 2 exons. The record is from RefSeq and is a predicted model, not a curated record. Lineage: Eukaryota; Fungi; Ascomycota; Eurotiomycetes; Chaetothyriales; Herpotrichiellaceae. Gene Ontology annotation, molecular function: metal ion binding.